Molecule: messenger RNA, 1944 nt
Organism: Lecanosticta acicola
Lineage: Eukaryota; Fungi; Ascomycota; Dothideomycetes; Mycosphaerellales; Mycosphaerellaceae
Source: the annotation of a GenBank genome assembly
AUGGCUGGCCACCCAGACACUCCAGCCCCGACUCCAACGCCAACUCUAGAUCCCAAGAAAGAGCGGAAGACGGUCGAUGUACGAGCAUCGCAGGUCGAAAAGCAGCCCUCGAAGGAGUCACUCAAACCACCACUGGGCUGGCGCUUGAAUGUCAUCGUCAUCGCUUCCUUCAUCGCUUUCUUCCUGAGUCUGCUGGACACCACGAUUGUCGCCAUCGCGCUUCCAGCCAUCUCGGACCAUUUCCAAGAGUUCGAUCGAUCAACAUGGAUCAUCAACGCAUACCUCAUCACAUACAUGGGUAAGUGCGCAGCGCGUCGAAAGUUGUUUCUACACGAGCAUCACAUAGAGCAGGUCCAACGGCCCGAGUCCAGGCCUGGCAUUUGUCCGAGGCAGAUGCUGCAACUGAGAGUUGCUGUCAACAUUCACUGAGCUAUACUGACGACUUCGCCAGCUUUCGCGAUCUUGGUAUCUCGUCUCAGCGAUAUCUUCGGCCGCAAAAUCAUACAACUCGCAUCCUUGGUCAUAUUCAUCGGAUUCUCAGUCGGAUGUGCCUUGAGCCAGUCCAUAACGCAGCUGUGGGUCAUCUUUGCAAGGUCAAAUAUACGAAAGCUGACACGUUCAGCAUCAUCUUCCGGGCCUUUCAAGGCAUGGGUGGCUGCGGCAUGUACUCGAUGUGCAUGGUCGUCUGCAUGACCAUGCUUCCACCCCAACGUAGAAGCAUCAUGGCGGCCUACGUAGGAGUGUGUAUGGUUUGCUCCGGAGUUCUCGGACCCGUGCUCGGCGGCGCAAUCACCUUCAAUCGUGAGCGCUCAACCUGGCCAUGGAUCUUCUGGAUCAAUCUUCCCGUCGGAUGCUUGACUUUGGGAGCCCUGACUGUCGCGUGGCCAAGCGAUAGGUCGAGAACGAAACUCACGUGGGCUGCGCUCGCAAGUGUCGACUUCUUCGGCUCGUUGUUGCUUCUGGCUGCGUCGGCGCUCAUGGUCUUCGCUCUCCAAGCGGCUGGUUCAUACCAAUACGCAUGGAGUAGCGCGACGAUCGUCGCCUGCCUUGUCGUAUCCGGCGUGUGCUUCCUCGUCUUCGCAGCUUGGCAGCACCUGCUCACCAAACGACCCAGAUGGUCGAUCAAGGUGGUAUUUCCAAUACAUCUCGUGAUAAAGAGGGUCAUUGCGGCGGCAACAGUGUGAGUGAAGCAAACUGCAAAAGAGAGGCCUUUCUAACAGCAGCAAACAGGACGACACUCCUCCUCGGAUUUACAUACUACUUGGCGGUGGUCAACAUCCCCGAACGACUUCAGAUCGUUUCUGGAAGCAGUCCCAUCAUUGCUGGACUUCAGAUGCUGCCAUUCUUGGUGUUCUCCGCAAUCGGCUCUGUGGCUGGCGGCGUGGCGUCUAGAAAGGACAGAUAUACCGCGCAAACGCUAGUGGUUGCCCAAGCCAUUGCAUUGCUCGGCUACGGAUUGUUAACAACGUUGGGCAAUGCCAGAGAGGUUCCGGCUAAGCUGUAUGGAUUCCAGAUUUUUAUUGGACUCGGAAACGGUGCAAGCAUAGUAUGUCUGACGAGGCUGAUGGAAACCGCUGUGGAGCCCAAGUGGAUUGGUACGUGCUGCGCGCCUGGAGAUCGACUCCAUACUGACUAUAUCCAGCUGUUACGCAAGGCGCGCUUGCACAAAUGAGGACUCUUGGUGGGAGCAUUGGCCUCGCAAUUGCUGUCAUCGUUUUCAAUGCCGGGGUUCGAGCGUCCUCCGCCAUUAACGAAGUGCUGUCCCCCGCGCAGCUCAACAGUCUGUUCCGAUCGCCGCUGGCGAUUGCAACGUUCACGCCUCCCCAGCAACAGCUCGUAGCCGAGGCUUUUGCCCAUGCGUUUACACAGCAGAUGCGCAUCGCAACAUAUAUCGCUGCGGCAGGCUUCAUUGCGAGCCUGUUCGCGCUGCCACGCCUCGCUUAA